Rhipicephalus microplus (southern cattle tick) is the source of this 586-nucleotide messenger RNA. Its product is annotated as phosphatidylinositol 3,4,5-trisphosphate 3-phosphatase and dual-specificity protein phosphatase PTEN. NCBI's taxonomy places the organism in Eukaryota, Metazoa, Arthropoda, Arachnida, Ixodida, Ixodidae. The record is from RefSeq and is a predicted model, not a curated record. Gene Ontology annotation, biological process: phosphatidylinositol 3-kinase/protein kinase B signal transduction; protein dephosphorylation; phosphatidylinositol dephosphorylation. Gene Ontology annotation, cellular component: cell projection; nucleus; cytosol. Gene Ontology annotation, molecular function: phosphatidylinositol-3,4,5-trisphosphate 3-phosphatase activity; protein tyrosine phosphatase activity.
UCUUCCUAGUUUGGAAGAGUGAUGCCAGCACCAUGGAGAAGUUGUAUGUGUCUCCCAUGCUGGAGGGACGUAAAGGCAACUCCACGUCACUGUGCUUCCACUUAACACGUACAGUGGCCCUCAAGGGUGACAUCAAAGUGGAGGUCUACAACAAGCCCAAAAUGAUGAAGAAGGAAAAGAUGUUCCAGUUCUGGUUCAAUACCUUCUUUGUACCCCCAAGCUGCAAUAGUAGCACUGGUGGCAGCAAUGUAGGGCGAGGUGACACACACUCACACCCCAAUGGUGUCGCAGGGGGAGGAGCAGCAGUGCCCGUAGAACUCAGGGUUCACAAUGGGGGAGAAGAGGAGAUGAGGAUGUUAGUUCUCUGCAAGGACGACCUUGACAAGGCAUACAAGGACAAGACUCAUAGCAAAUUCAGUAAAGACUUCAAGGUGUGCACUUCCUGCAUUAUUUUGGGCUAGUGAGAGUGUAUAAUUUGAUGAUACGAAGCAAGUAGGGCUAUACUAAUGGUUACGAAAAAGUAAAUCGUUGUACAGUUAUCAAUCUUUAUUUACAGGGAUACUGAACAAAAUUUUCGCUGCUGAGA